AUGAUGCUAAAUGAUAUAAUGGACAGAUUUCUAAUCCGAUCAAACUGUGUCAAAUCAUACUUUAACCUAAAAAGCCCAAGAAAAGAUAAUAUCCACGACUUAAGUCUACCAUUACAUCAACUAUUACCAUUGAAAGAAUACACCAGUGAAUUAUUAAAGAACGAAAAGAUUCGAAAUGCUUGCUUAAAUAAGAACUUCAGCACUCCCGUUGGAGAUUUAUGUAUUAUUAAUAAAUUUGACUUUGACGACGCUCUGGAGUGGGCUAGAAGAAAUCCCUACACUAGAGCAGGUUGUUACGAUAACUUGUUUGUAACAAUGGCGCAUGAAGUUGGGUUCUAUGGAGAGAACACCAAGUUUGCUCUUCCAGUUCCAAUCCCGAAGAAACUCAUCCCUUCAGGUCAGGAGUAUGUAACUACUAAAAGAGAUCCACAUAAAAUUUUAUCUGAAAGAAUGAAGCAGUAUUCAGGCCAUGUAUUAACAGUUCCAAACGAUAUUAAGAAGUUCAUCCCAGAUUUUAAAGAACAACUCCAAAGUGUUAAACAAAAAUUAAAAAGUACGGGUGACCGUCUUUUAAUCACUGUUAAAAAGUCAGUUUCAAACAAGUUUACUAGUGAGAAUAUCUCAAAAAUGGUUUCAUCCUCAGUUAAGAAUCCUACCGAAUAUGCAGUUCAUAAAACUGGUAAAUACUCUGUUAUCUUCCCUUCAACUGAAACUGUUACAAAGCGUGACAAGUUAUGUGAUGUUCAAACAUUCCCAUAUUCUCCAUUCACUCUCGAAAUGUUGGUAAAAUUUCUUAAUGAAAAUGCACCCAGGGAACUUGAUAAACCAUUUUACGCAAGAUUUUUAAAGGAUUACAUUUAUAUUUCUCUUCCUGAAGGCCACUUUUUCGAGCCUGUCUAUAAAUAUGAUAAUAAAAGGUUUAAUGCUCCUGGUCCUGGAGAAUUUGACACUAAUGUGGGUGCUGAGGAAAUGCUUCUUUUAGAUGAGUACAAAGUUAAACCUGUGACUGGAUUUUGGGCUAAAAAGAACGAUUACUUCAUCUUCAAAAACAAUGAUCACCUUGUUAUAUCCUUUAAUAGAUCAAACAGUGCCAAGGAAAUGGACCCCAAGUUGUUGAAGGGUAUCCUGCUUGAGGAUGAGGUUUACAGUGAUAUGGCAAGAAAAGGUGGAAUCUGGGACAGAAUUGACGUAUCAAAUUCCUACAGUACUCACGAAGGAAAUCUCGUAUCUCACUUGACUCCUGAGGAGAGUAUGAAAACAGCCUACACUGUCCCACCUAUGAAUCAAUUUUGUUACAACUUUAAUAACAAGGAUGAAGUGCCGCACUGCAGGUAUUAUGAAAGGGGCAUUAACUACGGCGAAAACCACCCUAGAUACUUGAUGUCCUUUUAUCCCUAUGAGCUUUAUCAAAUCCAGCUUGACUUUAUGGAGAAGCUUGAUAAAGGCCACGUAUCAAUUUCUGAGGAUCCCUUGAAAAGGCUGGCCAAGGGUGAUAUUGAACACCGCUGUGAAGGUAACAGCGUUUCAACUUGGGAAGAGCCUGACGUAAACCUCCUUAAGAAAUUCACUCCUUCUGAAGGCUCUCGAUCCCAUAAAAGGAUUAGACCGCACGAACACUAAUACUAAUAUUCCAUUCAAACUA
This is a messenger RNA of Theileria parva strain Muguga, 1642 nucleotides long. RefSeq lists its product as uncharacterized. NCBI's taxonomy places the organism in Eukaryota, Apicomplexa, Aconoidasida, Piroplasmida, Theileriidae. The record is from RefSeq and is a predicted model, not a curated record. The transcript has a single exon. The coding region runs from base 1 to 1620 and encodes 539 amino acids.